Raphanus sativus (radish) is the source of this 324-nucleotide messenger RNA. RefSeq lists its product as uncharacterized. The record is from RefSeq and is a predicted model, not a curated record. Bases 52 to 324 code for a protein of 90 amino acids. Gene Ontology annotation, cellular component: cytosol. Gene Ontology annotation, molecular function: nucleotidase activity. NCBI's taxonomy places the organism in Eukaryota, Viridiplantae, Streptophyta, Magnoliopsida, Brassicales, Brassicaceae. The transcript has 3 exons.
GUUAAUGAUUUUGUCCUCGCUGCCCAAGCUUGUUUGCCUAUUAUCAGCGGCAUGCUCACUGCCAUCAAGAACAAAACUCACCCAACAAACUGCUUUCUGAAUAUCGAUUUGCCUACUGAUAUUGCUAACCAUAAGGGAUACAAGCUAACUAGACAAGGAAAAAGCUUGGGUAAAAUGGGAUGGAGAAAAGUGGAGGAGGAAGCACAAGGUGCUAAGAUGUUGUCAACAAUGUCAAUGGAAACUGAUUCAGGAGUAGUCUCAGACAACAACGACACAUCUGCUCAUCAUUCAAAAAACGAUAGCCAGACUAUCCAUAGUAGUUAA